AUGGCUGCCCCAAACAAACCUUUUUUUUUGGACGCGGAGGGAGGCGAGGAGGUGGUGGAGACGGGAGCGCAGCCGCAGACCUAUGCGACGGUCGCGCAGGGAGCGCAGAGUGGCGGGGCGGGCCAACAACAGCCCGAGCCCUCGACGUCAUCCGGCCCCAAAGUAGUGAGCGUGGAGGUCACUCGCCUUGGCCUGGACAAGCUUCGGGGCACAACACCCGGCCCCAAGAGCUCCAAGUUCAAGGAGAGACGGACGGCGGAUCCGCGACGGACAAAGUCCGAUCCCCGGGGCCAGGAUCCUAUGGGCCUGGCCGGCAAAGUCCAGAGGACUGAGCCCUCACCCCCCGAAGGGGGGGUGGAUGACGUCAAGUGCGGAGUGGUGGAAGGGGGAAGAGGCGCGAAGCAGGCGCGCCCCCAGGAAAGCUCCAGCGGGGAGGAGGAGGAUCUCCUCCCCGAGAAGAAGGAUGCCCGGGGUAGACCCGUUACGACGGGCAAGGGCGUCGGGAUGAAGGCCCGCAAGAAGGUCGCCCAGGACCUGAAAAGGUCCAGGGAGGACCUGCGCAAUAUCGAGGGGAUCAUACAGGGCGACUAUGAGCCUCAGCGGUAUGAGGGCGCGGAGAGGAGGAGAAAGAUAAGAGAGCUGGAGGAGCAGGUCCCCCAGCUCCCCACCCGCGAUCUUGUGGCUAUGGUCCUGGACCAUAGCAGCAAGAACGACGAGGCGGCUAGGACCAGCCGAAACCUGAAGGGUACCGUUACUGGUAUAAUAAGGGACGGGGCCCUGUUCACCAGGGUCGCCGUUGACGCUCUGAGCACAAGGCUGAGUGGGGAGGCGAGCGAGGUAGUAGAGCAAAUGAGGGAGGAGCUGGCCUCCCUCAAAGCUCAGGUCGCUAGCCUCCUGAGGGAGAAGGAGGAUCGGGAUAGGAGGAAGAUGCCGCCCCCUCCCGACCCUCAGCCUCCGGGACGGAACGUCACCCCCUCGGGGGAGACUGUACGGGAAGAGGAAAGGAUGGAGGUGGACGAUACCGGGAUACCGGCGGAUCCCCCUCCUCCCGGAAAGACAGCGGAUCCCCCGCCCCCGGAGAAAAGGACCUGGGAUGUUGUCACGCCGGAGACGGCUGACAACUCCCAGGCCUCAACCUCGGGAAGAGAAAGAUCGCGGGCGAGGAAGAAAGACAGGUCCUCUUCUAGGAAGAGGACCAAACUCCCUCAAACCCCCGCGACAAACUCCUCUCCACCAUCCCCUCACACCCCGCAGAAAACGGGGAAGUCCCCCACGAGGAAGGGGGAGACCAUAGAGGGGAGGGUGGAUAGGAAAGUUAGGGAGGCCUUCGAUCAGCAUAAGGGGUGGGUAGAUCGAAGGCUACAGGGGAUGGAGAAGCUUCUCCAGACAUUGGUCGACAGCGGGGCCC
Messenger RNA from Vollenhovia emeryi, 1408 nucleotides. RefSeq lists its product as uncharacterized. The transcript is spliced from 2 exons. The annotation marks the transcript as partial. NCBI's taxonomy places the organism in Eukaryota, Metazoa, Arthropoda, Insecta, Hymenoptera, Formicidae. The record is from RefSeq and is a predicted model, not a curated record.